This is a messenger RNA of Caenorhabditis elegans, 1723 nucleotides long. RefSeq names its product Acetylcholine receptor subunit alpha-type acr-7 (gene acr-7). The coding region runs from base 74 to 1690 and encodes 538 amino acids. The record is from RefSeq and is marked reviewed. Gene Ontology annotation, biological process: chemical synaptic transmission, postsynaptic; monoatomic ion transport; regulation of postsynaptic membrane potential. Gene Ontology annotation, molecular function: transmembrane signaling receptor activity; extracellular ligand-gated monoatomic ion channel activity; monoatomic ion channel activity. NCBI's taxonomy places the organism in Eukaryota, Metazoa, Nematoda, Chromadorea, Rhabditida, Rhabditidae. The transcript has 13 exons. Gene Ontology annotation, cellular component: membrane; plasma membrane; postsynaptic membrane.
ACAGUUUGGUUUGACAUCGUGUCUCUCAUAAUCACCUAAUCAUCUAUUUCCACAAUUUUAAUUUUGAAAAUUAAUGAUGGUUCAAUCAAUUCAAAUUGUUCUACCUGUUGCAUUAUUUUUUCUAAUUGUUUUUAAUGGAUUUACUGUAGAAGGAAGUAAAAAGGAGGCACAGUUGUAUAGAGAUCUUCUUACUAACUACAGUUACUUAGUGAGACCAGUAAGAAAUCCGAAAAAAGCUUUGACAGUGACCAUGAAAGUAUUCAUUCAACAAGUAUUAUUAGUGGAUGCAAAACAUCAAAUGAUUGAAGUGAAUGCAUGGCUCAAAUAUAUUUGGACUGAUUUUCGUUUACGAUGGAAUCCACUUGAUUAUGAAAAUAUCACUUCGGUUCGAUUCCAAGGAGAAGAUCAAAUAUGGCAACCAGAUAUCUUACUCUAUAAUCGAUAUAUUGAAGAUGAGCAGGAAAGCUUUGACAUCACUUACAAAACAAAUGCAGUUGCAUACAGUGAUGGAGUUAUAAAUUGGAUACCACCAGGAAUUUUUAAAUUAAGCUGUAAAAUGGACAUAACACUCUUUCCAUUUGAUGAGCAAAUCUGCUUUAUGAAAUUUGGCAGUUGGACUUAUCACGGAUUUGCUCUUGACUUGAGAUUAGACGUCGUUAAAGGGCAAGAACCGUCAGCUGAUCUUUCUACUUAUAUCACUAAUGGAGAAUGGCAUUUGCUCUCAGCUCCAGCUAGAAGAGAAGAAAAAUUCUAUAAAUGUUGCAAAGAGCCGUAUCCAACUGUGAAAUUUUAUCUCCAUCUCCGUCGUCGAACAUUCUACUACGUUUUCAAUGUAGUUUUACCAACAUUACUUGUAUCAUUCAUGUCUCUUCUAGCAUUUUGUCUGCCUGCAACUGAUUUGAGUGAAAAGAUCGGAUUACAAACUACAAUCUUGCUAUCCGUAUGUUUCUUCUUGACAAUUCUAUCUGAAAUGACUCCAACAACAUCUGAAGCUGUACCUCUACUUGGAGUAUUCUUCUCAGCACUCACGUUCAUUGUAGCAAUGUCAACUACAUUUACUAUAUUGGUUCUAAAUAUUCGUUAUCGACAGAUCACAAAUCAUUAUUUAUCUCCAAUGUUUCGAUCGAUAUUUCUAGAAUGUUUGCCAUGGCUUAUGAUGAUGAAAAGACCAGAUCACAAAUUUCGUCGUGGAUCUUCGUAUCGUGAUAGUUCAGCAGAUCAAUGUGUUCAGUGUGCAAAAAACGCCGAGUUAAAAAGCAUUCUUCGUGGAACCGACAAUCAACAACAAAUUGAAACCAACACGUUUUAUCCGUUUCCUACAGAAACAUUGUCACUGAACAGAAAAGUUGGAGAUGGAUUGUUCAUACAACGAAGAUGCCAAAUUCAUGAAGAAGCUAGAAGUGAGAAGUUUACACAUGGAAUGCUUGCAUGUGAGAAAUCACUUCGAGAAAAUGGAUCCGAACUAGCUAAUAUAUUGGUCACAAUUUUGAAAAUGUACGAAGUAAUGGUAUCCCAAGUCGAAAGAAUUCGGAAAAGGAUUGCACUAAAAAGAAAAAGAAAGGAUAUCCAGGACGAAUGGAAGUUUGCAGCUCAAGCAGUUGACCGAUUCUGCCUUAUAAUCUUCACAAUUGUUUUUAUAAUUUGUUGCUUCAUUUUUGUUGCAAUUCCACCUAUCAAAAUAUUGGAUUGAACUAAAAAAUAUUAAAUGAAUAUUUUUAUUGUU